This is a messenger RNA of Anopheles darlingi, 1681 nucleotides long. Its product is annotated as antigen 5 like allergen Cul n 1-like. The transcript is spliced from 3 exons. The record is from RefSeq and is a predicted model, not a curated record. The coding region runs from base 35 to 907 and encodes 290 amino acids. Lineage: Eukaryota; Metazoa; Arthropoda; Insecta; Diptera; Culicidae.
CUCGCGUACGUUCUCGCGUUUCGCUCGGUGAAAAAUGAUGCUCUGUGAAAGGGGGUCCCGGUGGCCCAGGAGGUGGUGUCCCAAGGCCAGUCGGCAGUUGCUUCUUGCCGGCCUUCUGCUAGUGCUGGUGGCUACGCUUGUGUCGCACGGAUUGGCAGCGGACACGGCGACGGGAUACUGUGAUCCGACGCUGUGCUACUCGAACCACACGCACAUCGCCUGCCGGAAUGGAACGGAGGCACCGGAGACGUUCGGGGAGCUUUGUCCCACCACCACGGUCCAGCUGGUGACGAUGGAUGCCAGCCUGAAGGAGCGCAUCCUGAAGCUGCAUAACGGAUUACGCGCUGAGUUGGCCAGCGGCAAAAUGGAAGGAUUUGCGCCCGCGGAACGGAUGCCCGUUUUGGAGUGGGACGAUGAGCUGGCGAAGCUGGCCGAGUAUAACGCCCGCACCUGUCUCUACUCACGGGACGAGUGUCGCAACACUCGCCGCUAUCGGAACGUUGGCCAGAACAUUGCCCGGAAGUCGAGGCCCGGCAACGUCACCAUCGAUCUCGAGCGCACCAUUUCCGAUCUGACCAACAAGUGGUGGCAGGAGUACGUCGAUACCAAUCAGACCGUCAUGGAUGACUACCGGCAGGUCGGCGAAGGCGUCCACGUUCUGCACUUUGCCCUGAUGGCCAACGAUCGCGUCACGAAGGUCGGCUGCGGGGCGACGCGCUACUACAACGAGCUCAACAAGCGCUCGUACGUGUACUACGUAUGCAAUUACUCGCACAACAACGUGCUCGGCCAGCCCGUCUACCGGAAGGGCGUCAAGUGUGCCAAGUGCAGUCCACCGAACGUGUGCGGCCCGACGGACGAUGGACUGUGCGUCGGUAUUGGCGAUACGAUCGAUAAGGAGCUGUAGUUGACGUUACCGCGCGUAAACCGCGUCAUUCAACUGCAGCGUGCAGCAUAUUCAGCUAGCUUAAUAAAAACCAGACGAAGUGACACUAUUUAUUCCAACACCCCCCCCCCCACUCUCCCUCUCCACCCCUUAUCCACUAUCGAUGUCAUGUAGGAGCUGCUGCAUGGUUGUAUUUGCAUUGUCGUUUUUUUUCUUUCGCAGUGCGAACUGCGUUGAUGCUACUACUUUCCCCUCCGAAAAGCCCAAAACAAAACCAAAUCCAACCACCAAACCCACCGCGGGGAGGUUAAACACCAAACCGCAAAAGAAAAGUGUCCAAAUCACACUUCGGGAAGCACACAGUACCUGCCAAUCCCCCUGGAAUCGUCGAGGAUUCUCGCCUUCUGCGUUUGACAGUUGACUUUUGCGGGCUCGCGGCCACGGCAUGCGGCCGCUACACGCACCGGAAAUCGGGGAAAUCUGUGUACAAUGUUUAUCUGGGGUAUACAGGACCUGUUUAAAUGUUGAAUAAUUCCGCCAUUUUUCAACCGAUUUUGAAAAAUGAACCAGUUUUGUUUAGGUUAUACAAUACCUUUUGUUGACAGUUCACUCAGAAUAUGAACAAAUAUCAAAUGACCACCUCGAUUCGACACACAAAUAGUGGCCCCUAAUAGUGGUUUUGGACAUUGCGCAUAUUUGUCUUCAGUUCCUGAAUAGUUUUUUGGUUUGUUAAUCCCAAAUCGCUGAAAAAUUACGAAGUUAUUCAACAAUUAAAUAUAGAUCCUGUCUGGAUGA